This is a messenger RNA of Sitophilus oryzae (rice weevil), 4065 nucleotides long. It is a transcript of the gene syd, whose product is annotated as JNK-interacting protein 3. NCBI's taxonomy places the organism in Eukaryota, Metazoa, Arthropoda, Insecta, Coleoptera, Curculionidae. Bases 201 to 3860 code for a protein of 1219 amino acids. Gene Ontology annotation, molecular function: signaling receptor complex adaptor activity; MAP kinase scaffold activity; JUN kinase binding. Gene Ontology annotation, cellular component: cytoplasm. The record is from RefSeq and is a predicted model, not a curated record. The transcript has 26 exons. Gene Ontology annotation, biological process: vesicle-mediated transport.
GACAUUAUGAUGACAACUUGUCAGAAACAGAAGGGUGUAUGAAAAUAGAAAAAUAUUCCAAAUUAAUAAUAAACUCUUAAAAUACUUUUAAUGUUUAAAGUUGCGUAAACGAAAAUGAAUGUUAUAACAAUCCACAACAGAUACAUUUAAAAUAUGUCGAUCAAACUGUUUUGUGAGAUUUUUAAUUAAGGAUCAUAAAAAUGGACAUGUCACAUUCGAGUGGUAAUAUGAGUAUUGGUGCAGAAGUAGUCUAUGGAACACACGAAGAUUCUCAUGUUGUGAUGUCCGAGAAAGUUCAGUCUCUUGCUGGAAGUAUAUAUCAAGAAUUUGAGCGUAUGAUAGCUCGUUACGAUGAGGAUGUUGUAAAAACUUUAAUGCCGUUGCUUGUAAACGUUCUGGAAUGUCUGGAUGCAGCGUAUCAACAAAAUCAGGAACAUGAUGUGGAACUUGAAUUACUUAGAGAGGAUAAUGAACAACUUGUUACACAAUAUGAGAGGGAAAAGGGAGCGAGGAAAGCAUCCGAACAAAAACUUUUAGAGUAUGAAGAUGCAGCAGAAGGCGAACGCAAGGAACUUACAUCAAGAUUGGAAGCUCUAGAGUCUAUUGUUCGUAUGUUGGAACUUAAACAUAAAAAUUCUAUGGAACAUGCUAGUAGAUUGGAAGAACGGGAAACAGAAUUAAAAAAAGAAUAUUCUAAGUUGCAUGAGAGAUAUACUGAGUUAUUCAAAACACAUGUUGAUUAUAUGGAAAGGACAAAACUUCUCCAUUCAGGACAGCAACUAGCCAAUGAUAGAGCAGAAGCUGGCCGACUUAAUUCGAACCGCAUUAAUAUUGGUAGGAGUUCGGGGCCAAUAUCUUUUGGAUUUGCAAGUUUGGAAAAUGCAGAAAAUGUUGAUAGUGUUCCUUCAUCGCCAAUAAGUAGUACCCAUUCAUCAUCAAGUUUAUACAAGGAAAUAGAUAAUUCGGCAUCAAAACAAGAAGUAGUAAAAGUAGAAAAGUCGCAAGAAACAGAUUUAGUUAGUUUAGAAAAUAAAAGUAUGGUGACAUCUCCUGUAACUCCUCCAAACAAUAGUGGUGGGCGAAUUCAUACGAAGAAAGAACAACGAAGUGCUAACACUCUAUAUCAAGAACUGAGCUUUCAGGACGGAGAUGGAGAUGAUGAUACCGGUGACAUUACAGGUGGAUGGGUUCAUCCAGGCGAAUAUGCAUCAUCAGUCAACGACAAUUUUUAUGGUAUGGGCAAAGAGGUCGAAAAUCUUAUAAUGGAAAAUAAUGAGCUGUUAGCUACCAAAAACGCUUUAAACGUUGUUAAGGACGAUCUUAUUGCCAAAGUAGAUGAACUAACAGGGGAAAUAGAUAUGCUCAGAGAAGAAAUUCUUUCCUUGAACGUUUCUAGGACGAAGCUGAGAGAAAAAAUUAUAGAACUUGAAGAAGAGUUGCGUAAGCUCAAGGAAGCAAACGAUGCCAAACAGGAUGCAGAUGAGGAAGCAGAUGUACCGAUGGCGCAAAGAAAAAGAUUUACAAGAGUUGAAAUGGCCAGAGUUCUAAUGGAGCGAAAUCAGUACAAGGAAAGUUUUAUGGAGUUACAAGAAGCGGUACGUUGGACACAGAUGUUAAGAGCAUCAAGAGAACCAACGUUGGACAAACAUAGUAACAAAAGUAUUUGGCGUUUUUUUCAAAAUCUUUUCACGGGAAAUGAAAAAGUUCAAAAACCUUUUACGAUGCCUCCUUUGAAGUAUCAGACCGCAACUAAUCAGGUUGUCCCUGGAAUUAAAGCUUUGCCAAGGAUUUCGGAUCGAUCAGAGAUUGAAAUGGGUGAGAAAUACAGUCUGCGGAAGAAUCUAGAACGGCAUGAACAAUAUCGGCAGGUUAGAGCACACAUUAAAAAGGACGAUGGCAGAUUACAAGCGUAUGGCUGGAGUUUACCGGGAAAAGUAGGGACUUCCGCGUCAACAAGUAAAUCGGGAAGUGGUGUAGCAGUUCCUGUUCCAGUUUACUGUAGACCCCUAGCCGAGAGUACGCCUAAUAUGCGAAUCUGGUGUGCCGCCGGAGUCAAUUUGAUGGGUGGUUACACUAAAGAUGGAGGCUUAAUGGUUGGGGGAAGCGUUUUUUAUUCUGAAGAUCCACAAAUUGGUAACUUGAAGUCUCCAGAAAAUGAAGUGGAAUCUUUAGAUAAAGAACUUAUUAAUGAAAAAGAAGGUGCUUUAUUAGAGACACGUUUGUCUUCAUUAGUUUGGAUAUGUACAACAGCUCAACAAGCCAGUAUUGUAACUGUUAUUGACGCAAAUAAUCCAGCAGAGCUGUUAAACAGUUUUGGUGUUUGCUCAGCGCAUAUACUUUGUAUUGCAAGUGUACCAGGUGCAAGUCCUAGUGAUUAUAUUGAUACUCCGCUAGAAGUACAAGUGGAGGUACAAGAAUGUAAUGAAACGAAACCAGAGGAAAUUAAAACAGAGACGGCCGUGAAUAAUGAAAGCGGCGAAGGCAAAGAUGCAAACAAAACAAAUCCGAAAAAUGAAGAGGAACAAAAGGAAUUAGCAAUACUGGGUAAAGUAAUCUUUAUUAAAAAAGAUGAAAGUGCUGUGAAUAAAAGAGAUAAAUAUAAGCAAGAGCAAGCCGUUUCAAAUUCAGAGAAAAGUGAGCCUGUUGAUACGCUGAUAACUAAUCCAAAAUCACUUGAUGAAGAUAGGAAAAACGAAAAUACCGAUGAAGAGGUUUUAAAUACGGAGGAAACUAAUAAUAGUAACAACAAUAAUAACGAUAAUAUGGAAAAGAACGAGUACAAUACUAGUCAGGAGAUAAUGUCCAGCGUUUUAUCCACAAUGUGGAUUGGCGACGAACUGGGUAAUAUAUAUGUCCAUUCCUCAGUGGCUAACUGGGCUCAAAGAUUGCAUACUGUAAAAUUGAAAGAUGCUGUGAUUAGUAUAGUUCAUGUAGAUGGAAGAGUAGUUGCUGCAUUGGCCAAUGGACAAGUGGCAAUUUUUAAACGAAAUUCCGAAGGAGAAUGGGAUCUAUCACAAUAUUAUUUAGUACAUCUGGGUUUGCCGCAUCACUCUGUGCGCCACCUCGUGGCAGUUGGAGACAAAGUUUGGUGUGGUUAUAGGAACAAAAUACAUGUUUUACAGCCAAGAGAGUUGCAAAUUAUCCAUACUUUAGAAGCUCAUCCUAGAAGAGAAAGCCCAGUGAGACAAAUGGCAUGGUUGGGCGAAGGAGUCUGGGUUUCUAUUAGACUAGAUUCCACAUUACGUUUAUAUCAUGCCCAUACUUAUCAACAUUUACAAGAUGUUGAUAUUGAACCAUAUGUCAGCAAGAUGUUAGGAACUGGCAAAUUAGGAUUUUCUCUAGUCCGUAUUACAAGUUUAUUGAUAUCUUCAAAUAGAUUGUGGAUAGGUACUAGUAAUGGUGUUAUAAUUUCUGUUCCUUUAACUGAUGGAAACACUUCAUAUGCAAAUAUUGUCUCAAGAAAUAUGGGGGUAACAAGUUCUGGUGCCAGGAUAACACCUCUGCAUGGUAGUUAUGUGCCAUAUUGUACAAUGGCUCAUGCACAACUCAGUUUUCAUGGACAUCGAGAUAGUGUGAAGUUUUUCGUUGCUGUACCUGGUAACGAAGGUGUUAGUGCAGCAUCAACUCCUUCUGAAGCUAUGUCUGCGUCUGUUACUUCGGUUGGUGAACAACAAAAACAUCCACAUUCAAUGUUGGUAAUCUCAGGUGCAGAGGGAUAUGUUGAUUUUAGAGUUGGUGACGAAAUGGAAGAUAGUACAAUUGGAGAUGCAUCGACAUUUGCAAAUAAUUCUCAAGGAAAUAAGCAAGGAGAUCUUUGUCAUUUGAUUGUAUGGCAAAUUUCAACCAAAUAUCUGACAUAAAUGUAAAAACUAGUGGAAAGUGUAUCUUACUCCCGUUUGAAUAAUAAUAACUAAAGCCGAUGAUUCGAUUAAGUUGUUGGCAAGUUCUUUUGCGAUAAAUUUAAAACAUCAUGUAUUACAGUAGAUAUCGAUUGUAGAAUAUACAGGGUGUUUCAAAACAAAUGCGAAAAACUUUAGGGGGUGAUUCCUUGUUCAAAAUAAAGGG